UUCACACGAACGGACAAAAGGGUGCGCUCUGGAAGACCGCAAGUGAGAAUGCCCUUCUGAGACAGACAGAUACAUAAACACACAGGCCUGCUAUCACCCUGAGCAUGUGUGGGCAACCUGAACGGGCAUCAUGAUUUCACACUAUCCACUGGCAUCGCUGCUCCCCUGGCCGCCCAUCCCACACUUUCUGCAUCUAAAUGAAGAGGGAGGGGUGGCCCUGCAGAGGUACCAACCACGGUCACCAGAGGUAGCUGGUUGCUGGAGCUCUGUGCAGGACUGGGGAGAGGAGGUUGAGGAAGGAGCCAUAUACAACGUGACGCUGAAGAGGGUCCAAAUCCAGCAGGCGGCUAACAAAGGCGCAAGAUGGCUGGGGGCGGAGGGUGACCGCUUGCCCCCAGGUCACACAGUCAGCCAGUUAGAGACGUGUAAGAUCAGGAGUAUCCGGGCGGGGACACUGGAGCGCUUGGUAGAGACACUCCUCACAGCCUUCGGUGAUAAUGACCUGACCUACACCAGCAUCUUCCUCUCCACAUACAGGGCCUUUGCUACUACACAGACUGUACUGGAAUUGCUGCUGGACAGGGAUGCCACAGUCUUGGAAGACAUGGAAAUACCUGGGAAAUUCAAAAGUGUGAUUUCCAGGCCAGGAAAAUUCAUGGAAAUGAAUAAAAGGUAUGGUAGUUUUGAGGAUUGUGAGGGGGAUAACCAGUGUCGGACUGGAGAGAGCAGAGCUGCUGUGAGAACUGCUUUGGCCUCUAUUCUAAGAGCCUGGUUGGAUCAGUGUCCAGAGGACUUCCAGGAACCUCCAUCAUAUCCGAGCUUGCAUCGUGUGCUGGGUUUCCUGCAGAAGGCCAUGCCAGGCUCAGAGCCAAUGCGGCGGGCUCAGAGUCUUCUCGAACAAUUGCGUGUCCAGGCCAGCCAAGAGAAUGAGACUGAUGGAGGCUUUCAGUACAACAACCCUUUCUGCCUUGGGGAAGACGAAGAAGUAGAGAUCGAUUUGCAGGAGGACUUCUUCUCCUUUGAGGUUGACCUUGUAGCAGAGCAGCUGACUUAUAUGGAUGCGCUGUUGUUUAAGAAGGUGGUUCCUCAUCACUGUUUGGGUGCUAUCUGGUCUCAGCGUGAUAAAAAGGAUGGCAAACAGUGUGCGCCCACUAUCCGUGCCACCAUUACUCAGUUCAAUGCGGUAACGGCGUGUGUGGUCAGCACCAUCCUCCGUCAGAGGCAGAUGCGCCCGCAUUUGCGUGCUCGCAUCAUCCAGCGCUGGAUUGACAUCGCACAGGAGUGUCGCAUUCGUAAGAACUUCUCGUCUCUGAGAGCCAUAGUAUCGGCGCUGCAGUCCAACCCCAUCUACAGACUGAAGAGAGUGUGGGCUUCUGUUUCCAAAGAUAGCAUGCAGAUGUUUGAAGAGCUUUCCGAUAUUUUCUCCGACCAGAAUAAUUACCUUACAAGCAGGGAACUGCUAAUGCGGGAGGGCACCUCAAAAUUUGCCAGUCUGGACAGCUGUGCCAAAGAUCACCAGAAAAGAUCCCAAAAGAGACUGCAGUUACAGAAAGAUAUGGGUGCCAUGCAGGGGACGAUCCCAUACUUGGGUACAUUUCUUACAGAUUUGACCAUGCUUGAUACAGCACUGCCUGACCAAGUUGAGGGAGGACUGAUUAAUUUUGAAAAGCGGCGCAGGGAGUUUGAAGUGAUCGCUCAGAUUAAGCUCCUGCAGUCUGCAUGCAAUAGUUACUGUCUGACCUCUGAUCCCGCAUCUCUUCUAAAAUUCAAAAUCAAUACUCAGAACACAGAGGAGGAGAGCUAUGCGCUGUCGUGUGUAGUUGAAGGAUUGGGAGACAACAGCCCAACGUCACCAAAACCCCGCAAGAGUAUGGUGAAGAGAUUAAGCCUACUCUUCUUAGGACCUGAUGUCUCAAACGCGAGCUCCCCUGUGAGAGAGAGUCCUCGAUCGCCUCCUACUGGCAGCUCUGGGGAGAGCAUGGACUCGGUCAGUGUGUCUUCAAGUGACUCUAGUCCCUCAGAGAGUGAAGGCAUGACACCCACACACUCUAUAGACACUCAUCUGAAGAAGCUGUCUGAUUCUUCCUCCUGCACCUCAUUGCACUCCAUGGACACCUCCUCUUCUACAGCCAGCGCUUCCACUUCUCUGGCCUCCCCGACCCUGCCUGGGCCCCCCUGCAUGCAUCAGCGCUCGAUCUCGUUGCUGCCCAUGUCCCCCACAUCACCUGGUUUUCUACCUGCCUAUAACACACAAGCUCAGGAUGCAUGCAUCAUCCGAGUUAGCCUUGAACAGGGAAACGGCAACCUCUACAAGAGUAUCAUGCUGACCAGUCAAGACAAAACUCCAGCUGUGAUCUCUCGAGCCAUGGCCAAACACAACCUGGAGGGUGAGCAGGCUGCUGACUACGAGCUGGUGCAGGUCAUCUCUGAGGAGAGAGAAUUGGUCAUCCCUGACAAUGCCAACGUGUUUUACGCCAUGAGCACAUCUGCAAACUUUGACUUCCUGUUGCGUCAGCGUGGUUCUGAGGGGAGGCCGGUUCAGCUGCGCAGUCGUUGCAGCUCUACACUACCGCGCACACAGCAGCGCUCCAGUCUGUCCCUCAGGCUCAACAAGGUCACACUGUGACCUCUGACCUUUUUUUGGACCAGAACGGGCUUUGCAAAAAGACUACAGCAUGUGGAGUACUAGAAAAUGGGCUUAUAGACUAUUUCAAGAAGAGUUUAUUAACUUCAAAAACAUUUCAGAACUAAUUUUGGCAUCUCAUGUUCUUCUAUUCUGCCUUUUGAAAUUAAAGGCUUAUGUUAAAUAGUAGCAUGUGCCUCCUCCUCCCCAUCUAGUCCACAUGUACAGAGUCACAUCCCAACCUCCCUAUUGCUGGAUAUUUUGCACAUGUGCAGGAAAGCCUCCUGCUCCUUGUCAGUAUUUGCAUAAGAGCACAUCUCUUCUUAGCCAAGAGGCCUACACGACUUCCUCGGAGAGUAAGAGGGGAACGAAAUAAGCUGUGGGAAGAGAAAACAAACGAAAACCAUGUUGCCUUUAUCAACGGUAAUGAUGGAACUCUUGCGUCAGUAUUGAAGAUGAUCUGCAGUAGCUGUGAUGUCGUCAUCGAUGUCAUUAACGUGUCCUUCUCCUGUCCACUUGUGCACUAUGUGGACAGUGUGGACUGUGUCCCUAGACUUUAAGUGCUUAGACUGGCUCACUAAGAAUCCACAGAAUUGCAUUUACUUUCCAUCUUUAAGGGCAAAAUUUAGAAAAGAACAACUGUUUCUUCUAGAUAUCACAACUGAUAGGUAUCUAUGAUGAAACAAGGAGUAUGAAGUUGGAAUCCUCAUGCUGCCUUUAUUUUUUCUGCUUUUCCUAUGCAUUUUAUCUCUAUUUCUGUGUUUCUCAUAUUGUGAGCUGUGUGACGAAUGCAGAAAAUAAGCAUUCUGAUUGGUUCCUGCUUGGUUUUAUCAAGUCUGUGGUGUUUCCUUUCACGAUUGGAUCCAUGUUGUGUCUUUAAAGUUUUGAUCACACUGCACCGAUGAUGGGUUUCUGUUCAGAAACCUGGAUUGAGCUACCUUCCUCACUGAAAUAGUGCACUUGCUAUAGAGUGGGCAGAGUCACUAGGUGUGUACUAAAAAGAGCGCUUGAUCCACUUUUUGUAGCUUUCCUUUCUUCUGUCUUCAAGCAAUGCUAUAUUAUUAAUAUGCUUGUUCUUUAUUUUUUUAUACGUAUGUUUUUGUAAGAGAUGAAGAAAUACCCAUGAUAUCUAUGAAAAAAAAAGAUUUAAAAAGAUUUUGUUAACUAAAAGAAAAAUUAAAAAAAAAAAGCUGUGAAAUAUGAGUGUGUGAUUGUAAAGUGAGCAUUUAAACAAGUCAGACAUUUCUAUCAACCAGCACAAUAAUUCAUACUCAUUGUGCCCAUGUCACCCUGUAAGAUGUUUUUCAGAGCAUUUGAGACAUGUUAUUUCUUUGCACCUGGUGAAUAUCUCAAAAACUUGUUUUACACUAAAGCAAAUAGUUUUACACUGAGGCAUUAUAACACCAAAUAGUUAGUUUCUAAAAGCUUAUGGAUUUUUUGCCUUAAUCAUGUCAGCUCUGACUCCUGGUAAUAUGUCAAGAGAUGUACUACAGAAUAUGCCAAACGUGCCCUUUUUUGCCUUUUGUUCUCUCACAAUUAAGACACUUGUUUUUGUUACACUGAACAGGUAAGACUUCGAUGACAGCUUUUCAACAAGGUAAAAUUGUAGUGUUUUAACAGUAGUGGGGCAGCAGUAUUUGUAUUUUGAUUCAUUUGUCAAUUCAAAUUUAUUCAGCACUUGUGAUUUUUCUCUAUUGUUUAAUUUGAAUAUUUCUUCACUACCAAAGAAUUGUCUGUUUAUAGACAGUCAGUGAAUAAAUUAUUAUCAUUAUGAUGUUUUGUAAUUUGAAUAAUACUUUUCAUGAAUUAAAUGGAGACUCCCUGAAAGUA
Messenger RNA from Cyprinus carpio (common carp), 4453 nucleotides. Its product is annotated as ral guanine nucleotide dissociation stimulator-like 1. The transcript is spliced from 19 exons. Bases 131 to 2626 code for a protein of 831 amino acids. The record is from RefSeq and is a predicted model, not a curated record. Gene Ontology annotation, biological process: positive regulation of GTPase activity; Ras protein signal transduction. NCBI's taxonomy places the organism in Eukaryota, Metazoa, Chordata, Actinopteri, Cypriniformes, Cyprinidae. Gene Ontology annotation, cellular component: plasma membrane. Gene Ontology annotation, molecular function: guanyl-nucleotide exchange factor activity.